GUGGAUAGGCCUCGACCCACCUACCUAGAUAGGUAUUCAUGCUCUCUGUGUUGAAGCGACUCGGGGAAGAAGAAUGUUGACUUGACUGACAACAAAUUCAACAACCAAUCUGUCAAUGCACCGCACAUUGCAACUGGCAAGAAACAAUGUCGGGACGGCGCAGUUAUCACAGAUUUCCCAAGGGCCAGACAUGUGAGCAGUGUCCAUCCAAAAGAUGGUAUUCCGAAGAUGGUCGCCGAUAUUGCGAUCGCGGUCAUGAGAUAGAGGGAUUCGUGGAACAUGACUUUGAAGACGAAGAUGGGUUUGGGCAGACGGGUGCGGUGGCGCGCAAGGAGAAGGAGGUCCGCGAAAAGGCCUCGCGCAUGCUCUCGGGCAACGCGUCGCGCGAGCUGUACCUCCAGUGCCUGCAGCUCGUUCUCCGCAAGCAGCUGUUCUGGCUCGUGCACGACAGGGGUCUGCCUACUGAACUGGAGACGGUGGUGCGGGACCUCUGGACCCUGAGGACGCGCAACAUCGAGGGGCUCAAGACCGUCUCCGAGGCGGAGCGGGACGAGGACCUCCAGUCGGGUGGGGAGAGGAGCGAGACCGAUGGCAGCGAGAUGAAGAUGUUCAGCAGUGGCGGAGAGUCGGAAGCCGAGCGGAUUGAUCGGUCAGGUACUGGGACGAGAGGCAGCUCAAGGGCGAGGAGCUGGACUUCGGAGAUCGGGAUCAAGAGGUCCCUCCCCAGGCUGGUUGAUACGCUGGGGCUUUGUUACCUGGGUUGCCUGUUGAUGCGGCUGCCUGUCAGGGUCGGGGACUUGUUCGGCUGGGGCAAGAACAAUCAGAUCAUCUAUCUUGAUGCAGUCCACGAAAUCCCUCGCGAGAUGCGGGCUCGUCUACCCGGCCAAUAUCAAAAGGCACUUUCGGCCCGGUCUGCACCCUUUUCGGGCGGAGAGCUCCAUCAAACGGUUCUCGGGCUGGUUUUGUCCUUUCACAAAUUCUACAAGAUGACAUUCCCGCCUCUUAAUAGACAGCUGCUUACGCUACGAUACGUUAAAGAGCUAGCAUUGCCACCCGAGAUAUACAUAUUUACCGAAGAAAUGGUCGACUUCCUUAAUGUAGACUUUACAUUUCCGGUCGGACAAAGAAGAGUGCAACUACUUGACCAUCCCGAUGUCUUUUUGAUAUCAUGUAUCGUUAUGGUCACCAAGCUGAUAUGUCCUCUUGACGACGUUCGUCGAGGCACUAUCGAAAGUAGCUUCUCGUUACCCUUGCUGAAGAUCGACUGGCAACAAUGGAGGGAGGAAUUCGACGUGGCACCAAAAGAGUCACUUUCUCGAAGAGACAUUGAGAUGCUGACCUCUGAAGAUGCCUGGACUAUAAGUCAAGCUAAAGCAGACGACUAUCUUGCUUGGUUUCAGCAGGUCAAGAUUGACCCACAAAGAUCCAGUCAGCUAGGGCGCUUUGCCGGUCUUUUUCCUCUUCAGGAGCAACAAAGAGAACCCAACCCAAUACACGCUGGUGAGGCGGCUAUCGACGAUAGGCUGCUAGAAAUUCAUAGCAAAAUGACUCUACAGCUUCCCGAGGAUUCUGCGACUGGGGACGUUGUGACGACAAGCUUUGGAACUAAGCACUGGGUCUGGCGCAACAUCGACGAUCUCCCGCCAACCGCUAGGGCAUUUUACAAGAGGGCCGCUGAACUAUCAGGACUUGCCCCAAGCAGACUUGCCAAGGCGGUAUUCAUGCUUGAACGACGGCUUGAUAUGUGGAUCAAGAGGCAAAAGGAGGAAUCGGGAGGAACCGAGCAGUUCGCAUAGUACACAAAUACCAUGUGUAUUGGCUUGCACAGGAUGAUAGGUAUCUCAAAUACAAGGCAUUCUGCGUAGUCUAAAUGAAGCGAUGUCACCUGGCUUAUGCCAAGCCAAUGAACUUUAUACAAUAG
Pyricularia grisea is the source of this 1921-nucleotide messenger RNA. RefSeq lists its product as uncharacterized. Gene Ontology annotation, biological process: RNA polymerase I preinitiation complex assembly; nucleolar large rRNA transcription by RNA polymerase I. The coding region runs from base 147 to 1796 and encodes 549 amino acids. The record is from RefSeq and is a predicted model, not a curated record. NCBI's taxonomy places the organism in Eukaryota, Fungi, Ascomycota, Sordariomycetes, Magnaporthales, Pyriculariaceae. The transcript is spliced from 5 exons. Gene Ontology annotation, cellular component: RNA polymerase I core factor complex; RNA polymerase transcription factor SL1 complex. Gene Ontology annotation, molecular function: RNA polymerase I core promoter sequence-specific DNA binding.